Messenger RNA from Ixodes scapularis (black-legged tick), 1495 nucleotides. RefSeq names its product DNA replication complex GINS protein PSF2 (gene Psf2). Gene Ontology annotation, biological process: DNA replication; double-strand break repair via break-induced replication. Lineage: Eukaryota; Metazoa; Arthropoda; Arachnida; Ixodida; Ixodidae. Gene Ontology annotation, cellular component: nucleus; GINS complex. The transcript has 2 exons. Bases 597 to 1154 code for a protein of 185 amino acids. The record is from RefSeq and is a predicted model, not a curated record.
UGAGCACGGUCGGACAAAAUGAACAUGGCUGGGCCAUUCCUAGCACUAAAAUGUCAUUCUAUUGCAACUUCGUCGGCGGUAUGCACUACCAGGAAUGAAGUACCACCGAGCGACCACACCACACUCCGGGCACAAACGUUUUGCUGUAGUUUUGCAGCACAGAUCAUAGCAGCCUCGCCGGCCUCGCCUCCACACAUUCAAGGAUUCUGUUGAUUCGGUGAAAUCGGCCAUGAUGCAGUUUUACAACCACACUACCGUAUACAUUUAAUUACAAACGUGCGCCUUUAAUGAAUACGUUUAAUUUAAUAAAUUACCUUAAUUCAAAUUAUAUUUUUGCAAAUAUUUUUUAAGUUAAUUAUAUAAUCAUGAUAAUUGUAAAACCGCAAUACUACAUUCCCAGUUGGAGGCCGGCGAUGAACAGCUGAUUCAGCUUGCUGGGCACAAUAUUUUUCGCGCGCAAAAUCGCAUGUUUCUCGAUCCGGUCGUGGUUUCUUUCUGGUACUGUGUUUUUGUCAUGAGACUGUGGCGCGCUGUCAAGUUCAUCAGCUGAUUUACGUACUACAGCUAGUAUAACACGUUCCGCGUAAUGCGCCACCAUGGAGUGCUCCGACGCCGAGUUCAUCGCGGAGAAGACGAGCAUCUCCGUGGUGCCCAACUUCAGGCACGACAAGGUGUACCUGAUUGCUGGCGACGUGGGGCCCUUCGAGCCCAACCUGCCGGUGCAGGUGCCCCUGUGGAUGGCGCUGAACCUUAAGCAGCGGCAGAAAUGCCGCAUCGUGCCCCCGGCCUGGCUGUCCAAGGAAUAUCUGGAGGACAAGAAGCAGGAGGAGAUAGAUUCGCCGCUCUUCACUAAGAUGCCGAGCGACCACUACCUGGAGGUGACGCAGAUGCUGUUCGACGUGGCCGCCACGGACAUCCCGGACGCGAGCGAGGUGCAGACGCUCGUCAAGGACAUUUGGGACAUUCGCCUGGCCAAGCUGAGGAGUUCGGUAGACGCCUUCGUGAAGAGCGACGAGGUGCACGCCCGGAUCGAUCAUCUGACGGUCAUGGAGAUCAACACGGUACGGCGGUUGCUGUCCGCCGCUCUCUGCCACCUCAACAGGCUACGGCAGGGUUUCGGUGACGGCUCUUCUUCUCAGAGCCAAGUACUCUGAGGUGCGGGGAAAGGAUGCCGCACACAACCACCACCAUCAUCAACACUCAACGUAACCGAAGGAUCCAGACAGUGCUCGACGGAAAAGAGCACUCCGCGGUGCAUCCCGUCGGCUCAGUCUUCGAGCAUCAUGGAAACCAGUCCCGCAUCUUGGCACUCCUGGUCGUUCAGUCUCCUGUUCUGCAUUUGCAACGGAGAGAGACAAUGCAAACAUUUCAUUUGUGGUACGAAACCACCCCUGUUGGCUUUACGUUUUUGUGAACUUCGACGCGCCAUUCGAUUGACGCAUCGGACCUAUCUACACUGCAAAGCUUGUUAAACUAAAACUUUAGUUUGUACUUA